CCGACACAUACGCUUCACAAUGGAUCUCCGGCUUGUCUCACCAGAUAUUGACCCUGCCAUUGUUCAGGCGAUGGAUCCCGAGUUUGUCCGCUAUUUCAUCGAGACAAUCCAACACCUGACGCCCACACACACUGUGCCCCUGGCUGAGUGCCGCGCCCACCCGGAGCGCUUUGUGACUCCCUGGAUAUACGAUAGCAGCGGCGAGCCCCGGGUGAGCGAUCAUACAGUCACCUCCGCCGACGGCUUCCCCGUCCCUGUCCGUGUCUACACACCCGAUCCCGACGUCUUCGGACCGGGGCCUUACGGAGUUCAUGUCAACUUUCACGGUGGUGGUUUCGUCUUUGGUAGUCUGCAGGCAGAUGCUCUCUUCUGCCUGAAGGUCCGGGAUCGCGCCGGUCUGGUGGUUGUGGAUGUCAAUUACCGACACUGCCCAGAGGCGGUAUUUGGAAAAGGAAUCGAAGACGCAUGGGCUGCUCUACAGUGGACCCAUCAAUCGAACGAGAUAAACAUCAACCCCUCCUCGAUCUCUAUCGGCGGCAUCUCUGCAGGUGGGUUUUUAUGCUGCGUCGUCCAGCAUCUGGCUCGAGAUGCCGGCCUCCCUCUUCGUCUCUGUGUCCCCGCCGUGCCUGUGACGACCGACUCGUGCAGCUACACCAGCCUCGAUGACUCCCCCUAUCCCUCUUUCCGCGAGUAUAGCCGCGCUCCACUGUUAAACUGGAAGCGCAUGUCCUUCUUCCAGAAGCAUGUGUUCCCAGCCAACCAGAUGGACCGGCUCAGGGCAUCCCUGCCUGACUGGUGGUUGUCGCCGAUGCGAGCCCCCGAUUCCACAGGACUGUGUGAUACCUUUCUCAUCACGGCGGAAUGCGAUCCUAUGCGCGACGAGGGGGAGGCGUAUGGCGUGAAACUCGUGCAGGCGGGGAAUAAAGUCACCAUGAAACGGUAUCUGGGGGUCCCUCAUCCGUUCAUGCACAUGGCCAAAGUCCUCCAGAAGGCACGGGAUUAUGAUGAAGAUGUGCUGAACGCUCUCACAGUGGCACAUCAAGGUUCUAUCUGAUCUAGCACCAACUACUAGCCAUAUUUCGAUACGAGCCCUUAGUACUCUGGGUCAUUCAAAUAUAUCCUUAAACCAUC
Messenger RNA from Penicilliopsis zonata CBS 506.65, 1131 nucleotides. RefSeq lists its product as hypothetical. Bases 20 to 1054 code for a protein of 344 amino acids. The transcript is spliced from 5 exons. Lineage: Eukaryota; Fungi; Ascomycota; Eurotiomycetes; Eurotiales; Aspergillaceae. The record is from RefSeq and is a predicted model, not a curated record. Gene Ontology annotation, molecular function: hydrolase activity.